UAGUAUUUUUCACGAGAGAAUAGUAUCAUUUCGCGCAGCUCGAUUGAUUGUGAGCUUAGAAAGUUUCCCCACCAUGAUUUACUUCCCAUUGCAUGCGCCAUAUACACGGUGGACAGAAUAUACUAAUAUAGGAACGGCUUAUUAUAGGACAGAGGUAGUGAAUCGUAAUUCAUAAGCUUAUGACCACCAGAUAUACUUUCUGCCCAGCGCGGCUUACGCAUAUAGCCGUACGGCGCAUGCGCGUGGCAGAACCAAUCAGAGCCAAGAUGCGCAAACAAAACCAAAAUUCGUUCAUCCGAUGGUACUAUUCUCUCGUGAAAAAUACUAUACAUAUGUUGUAUACACGUGGGUUUGUAUCUUAACCUUUUUAUAUAUAUUGCUGUCAAUUGUUGUUUAAAGAAAAAGAAGGAUUGCGGCAACAAACUUAAAAGAUCAGAGAAAAGAAGAAGAAAUGUUAUACGUAAUUGGCUUGGGUCUUGGCGAUGCCACUGACAUUACUGUGAAAGGUCUUGAAAUUAUUCGAAAAUGCAAUCGCGUGUAUUUGGAAUCGUACACGUCGAUACUUGCCGUUGGUUUGAAAAAUUUGGAAGAAUUUUAUGGACGUUCAAUAUUAGAAGCCGAUAGGGAAUUGGUUGAGAGCAAUUCGGAUGAAAUGCUGCCGGAAAACGAGGAAGAAGAUGUUGCUUUUCUGGUGAUCGGCGAUCCGUUUGGCGCUACGACGCAUUCAGAUUUGAUAUUGCGAGCUCGAGAAAAAAAUAUCAAGGUAAAAGUUAUUCACAAUUCUUCCAUUUUAACUGCAGUAGGAUGCUGUGGUUUGCAGUUGUAUCGUUUUGGAGAAACUGUUUCCAUUCCUUAUUGGAGCAAGGAUUGGAGACCUAAUAGUUUCUAUGAAAAAAUUGUAUCCAACAGGCAAAGAGACUUACAUACUCUUUGUUUAUUGGACAUCAAAGUGAAAGAGCCUACUCUAGAAAGCAUAGUUAAGAAGAAAAAGGAAUAUAUGCCGCCACGAUUUAUGACCGUUUCAGAGGCCGCUACUCAGCUGAUCGAAAUAGUGGAGGAAAAGAACGAUAAAAUCGAGGAGGAGGGAGCCGUUUAUAAAUCGAGCAUUGUAGUGGGUUUAGCUCGAGUGGGCUGGGACGACCAACGGAUAAUUGCUUGUUCCCUUGAAAAAAUGACUUCCAUCGAUCUGGGAUCGCCUCUUCAUUGUUUAAUUAUUCCCGGGCCAACGUUGCAUCCUCUCGAAUUGGAGUUUAUGGCGUUGUACACUUUAAACUCCAAUAACGGAUGACCGAAUGUGUGAAAAUAAAAACAUUUUAUAGUAAAAA
Messenger RNA from Osmia bicornis bicornis, 1325 nucleotides. It is a transcript of the gene Dph5, whose product is annotated as diphthine methyl ester synthase. The record is from RefSeq and is a predicted model, not a curated record. Gene Ontology annotation, molecular function: diphthine synthase activity. The transcript is spliced from 4 exons. Bases 452 to 1288 code for a protein of 278 amino acids. Lineage: Eukaryota; Metazoa; Arthropoda; Insecta; Hymenoptera; Megachilidae. Gene Ontology annotation, biological process: protein histidyl modification to diphthamide.